Morus notabilis is the source of this 1264-nucleotide messenger RNA. Its product is annotated as ribonuclease P protein subunit p25-like protein. The record is from RefSeq and is a predicted model, not a curated record. Bases 81 to 839 code for a protein of 252 amino acids. Gene Ontology annotation, molecular function: RNA binding. The transcript is spliced from 9 exons. Lineage: Eukaryota; Viridiplantae; Streptophyta; Magnoliopsida; Rosales; Moraceae.
AAUAGAACAACACGAAGCCGUAGAACAGAAGAGGGCUCUUUCUGUGCGGAGCUUAAAACUUUAUCUUUUCCACAUCCAAGAUGGAUCGGUAUCAGAGAGUCGAAAAGCCGAGAGCAGAGACCCCCAUUGAUGAGAAUGAGAUUAGGAUUACGAGUCAGGGAAGGAUGCGCAACUAUAUCACAUAUGCCAUGACUCUACUGCAGGAAAAAGGAUCAAACGAAAUUGUUUUUAAGGCAAUGGGAAGAGCUAUCAACAAGACAGUGACCAUAGUGGAGUUGAUCAAGAGAAGAAUUGUUGGUCUUCAUCAGACUACUACAAUUGGAUCCACUGACAUCACUGAUACAUGGGAGCCCCUAGAGGAAGGCCUCUUGCCUUUGGAGACCACCAGGCAUGUUUCCAUGAUUGUAAUAACCCUUUCAAAGAAGGAAUUGAACAAGACGUCUCCUGGGUACCAGCCCCCAUUACCUGCUGAUCAGGUGAAGGCAUUGACCGAAUUUGAUUAUGAAGGAGAGGGUUCACCAAAUGGUCGAGGUCGGGGCCGCGGCAACAGAGGAAGGCCAAGGACUAGAGGGAAUGGUUUUGUUUCUGCUGAAUAUGAUGAUGGAGGUUGGGACGUGAAUCGGAACAAUGUUAGAGGGCGAGGGCCUAGAGGUCGUGGGAGAGGACGAAGUUUCCGUGGCCGUGGAAGGGGAGGGUAUAAUGGAACUCCAGAUAUACAGCAAGACGGAGGUUACAAUCAAGAAGCCCCAUUCCAAGGUCGUGGUCGUGGCCGUGGUAGGGGAUCCCGUGGAAGGGGCCGUGGGUUUAGAUCUAAUGUGCCGAUCCAGGUAUCUGCGUAGGAUGCUAAAAUGGGUGCUCUCGUGGAUGCAAUGCAAUGCAAAUGCCCCGAUGAUGUCUCUGUGUUCACUAAAUAUCGUUAUUUAUUUUUAGCAGAAAAAAAAAGUUAUUUUAUUUUUCCUUUUUGUUUAUCCUGGACAACUGAUGUUAACUCUAGUCUCUAGGGUCGUUUACUGUAGACUAUUAGUUUGGAGCCGCUGUCGUAUGAGGCAAGCCCUUUUUUGGUAGUAGACGUAGGUGAGAUGUUUGAACAGUUGUAAGCGUUUCCCGCCUUUUUUUCUUUUUCUUUUUCCCCCUCCUGGUCCGUUUACGAACAGCUCUAGUUAUGUAUUCGGAUUCAGCAGCGCAUUCUUUUAUUUUUGUUUGAAGAGUUUCAGGCGUAUUCUUCUUUAGUUUUAAAGUAUAAUAUAAGCUGUAUUUCAUGUCU